Budorcas taxicolor (takin) is the source of this 2297-nucleotide messenger RNA. It is a transcript of the gene RDH10, whose product is annotated as retinol dehydrogenase 10. The transcript is spliced from 6 exons. Gene Ontology annotation, molecular function: oxidoreductase activity, acting on the CH-OH group of donors, NAD or NADP as acceptor. Lineage: Eukaryota; Metazoa; Chordata; Mammalia; Artiodactyla; Bovidae. The record is from RefSeq and is a predicted model, not a curated record. The coding region runs from base 1 to 1026 and encodes 341 amino acids. Gene Ontology annotation, cellular component: lipid droplet.
AUGAACAUCGUGGUGGAGUUCUUCGUGGUCACUUUCAAAGUGCUCUGGGCGUUCGUGCUGGCCGCGGCGCGCUGGUUGGUGCGGCCCAAGGAGAAGAGCGUGGCCGGCCAGGUGUGCCUCAUUACGGGCGCCGGCAGCGGCCUGGGCCGCCUCUUCGCGCUGGAGUUCGCCCGGCGCCGGGCGCUGCUGGUGCUCUGGGACAUCAACACCCAGAGCAACGAGGAGACGGCGGGCAUGGUGCGCCACAUCUACCGCGACCUGGAGGCGGCCGACGCCGCGGCGCUGCAAGCGGGGAACGGUGAGGAAGAAAUUCUGCCCCACUGUAACCUGCAGGUUUUUACCUACACCUGUGAUGUGGGAAAGAGGGAGAACGUCUACCUGACAGCGGAAAGGGUCCGGAAGGAAGUUGGCGAGGUCUCCGUCCUGGUCAAUAAUGCCGGCGUGGUGUCUGGGCAUCACCUCCUGGAAUGUCCCGAUGAGCUCAUUGAGAGAACCAUGAUGGUCAAUUGCCAUGCACACUUCUGGACCACUAAGGCUUUUCUUCCUACCAUGCUGGAGAUUAAUCAUGGUCAUAUUGUGACAGUUGCGAGUUCCUUGGGAUUGUUCAGCACUGCUGGAGUUGAGGACUACUGCGCCAGUAAAUUUGGAGUCGUGGGUUUUCAUGAAUCCCUAAGCCAUGAGUUAAAGGCCGCAGAGAAGGAUGGAAUUAAAACAACGUUGGUCUGCCCUUACCUGGUGGACACUGGCAUGUUCAGGGGCUGCCGAAUCAGGAAAGAAAUCGAGCCUUUCCUGCCCCCUCUGAAGCCUGAUUACUGCGUGAAGCAGGCCAUGAAGGCCAUCCUCACCGACCAGCCCAUGAUCUGCACCCCCCGGCUCAUGUACAUCGUGACCUUCAUGAAGAGCAUCCUCCCUUUUGAAGCAGUUGUGUGCAUGUAUCGGUUCCUAGGAGCAGACAAGUGUAUGUACCCCUUUAUCGCUCAGAGGAAACAAGCCACAAACAACAACGAAGCAAAAAACGGAAUCUGAGGGUCUUAUUUGUAUAAAAUAUCAUUUCUACCAGAAGACGAUCAGGAGGACAUCUUAGUGCGACCCACAUCAGCUUGACUGAUACUCUCUGGAUUCUACGUCUGUGUUUUUUUUUUUUGUUUUUCAAAUCAGCUUUUUACAAAAAUAAAUAAAGUGUAAAUUAACUGACUAGAGUACUUGGAAAACAUGAUCAGCAAAAGUGAGCUUAAGUCAUUGCCAACGGGGUCCUUUGCAGGCAGAACCCUAAGACCAGUCCAGUCUUUUAGACAACCGCUGUGUGAUGUCGCCAGGCCACCAUUAUUAUUAUUAUUUUCGGAAUGAACAGGAAGUCUCAAGAUGAUAAUGACUGUGUGUUUCACGUGUUUGUUUUCCUUCAUUCCCAUAGAGUUAUUAAUUCUUGUAAUUAAUCUCUAGCAAGUUGACACCCUUGCAACUUCAAGGACUGACAGUGCUGUAUUUUCUCAUGUUUUCUAAAUUUCAGCUCUGUAAAGCCUGUGUGGCUCUUUCAUGGUGUGUGUAUAUACAGCCCUUUUAAAAAGGCAUUUUGAAAUCCCCACCAAUUGGAAGUAGAGGAUGUCUGAUUGUUACAGUAAAGUCAUGUGAUCAGGUCUCUUUGUUAAAGUCACAACGACCGAAUUGUUGGUCGAAUUUUAAAAUGUAUCUCUGAGGUCUUUCCUUAAGGAUCUAUUCCUCUGGAGACCUAUUUAUCGAAAAAAAAAAAAAAAAUCAUAGAUUUUCUACCUGUGAAUUUUGCUGCAUACAGAAAGUGCCCUUUCCUAAGAAAGUUGCUGUGUUUCAUUUCUUCAGUUGGACUUUGAUCUAGAAUACAUAGCAGCUCUGCAAAGAAACAGUUUCUAAAAGUGUGAACUUGUGCACCUAAAAACGUCCCCAUUUCUGUGCCAACUAUGAUUAGCAGGGGGGGAUAAAUCUUACACUAUGGAAUACAUAUGGAAGGGUGUAAAGAUUCUUUUGAAAGUUUUAUUCACAUUGUAGAACAGCAAAUGACAUUUUUACAGUAUUUUUUUGUAAAGCAAACUAUUUUGUGCCUUGAAUUUGGUAAAUGUGUAUUAGUGAAACAUUGUAAAAGUGAACUUCUACCUCUGUAUCUAAAUGUAUACCAUCCACUUGUAAAUUACUAUAAACUAUUAUGUGAUUGCUCUCUUUUUUAGAAUGUCUUGUUUAAAUAGUGGCCAAUGUUUUAGGCUAUUCAAAUAAGCCAUCUUUUACUAAUUAAUUGGGAGAUUUUAUAAAGGAGUGAUUAAAUUUAAAGA